Argentina anserina (silverweed cinquefoil) is the source of this 1103-nucleotide messenger RNA. RefSeq names its product psbP domain-containing protein 2, chloroplastic. The record is from RefSeq and is a predicted model, not a curated record. Bases 28 to 738 code for a protein of 236 amino acids. Gene Ontology annotation, cellular component: photosystem II oxygen evolving complex; photosystem II; extrinsic component of membrane. Gene Ontology annotation, biological process: photosynthesis. Gene Ontology annotation, molecular function: calcium ion binding. Lineage: Eukaryota; Viridiplantae; Streptophyta; Magnoliopsida; Rosales; Rosaceae. The transcript has 3 exons.
CUUCCUUACCCACUCUCCUAAGUAACCAUGGCUCUGCACAUUUGCAACUGCUUUGCUCUCUCGGACCACAACCAAACCCACCCUCGGCAACCCUGCUUCUCAAACUCAAACCCCAAAUCUUCAUCAUCAUCAUCAUCAUCUUCUUCUUCUUCACUUCAAACACCACUUCAUUUGACCAAGAGAAGCCUCAGCCUCUCACUUUUCGCAGCUGUUUUCUUAAAUGGGGUCCUCCCAAACUCGCCCAGUUUCGCUGAGGAGUCGGAGCUCGAGCGUUACACGGAUUCCAAGGCGGGCUUCACUCUUCUCCGGCCCUCCUCUUGGAUUAAGGUUGAUAAAGCAGGGGCGACUGCUCUGUUUGAAGAGGCAAGUAAUAGGAGCAACAAUGCCGGCGUUGUGGUGAACCCGGUUCGGCUUAACACACUUGGAGAGUUUGGCACUCCUCAAUUUGUUGCUGAUAAGCUUAUACAAGCCGAGAAGCGCAAGGAAAGUACAAAAGAUGCUGAGGUUAUUGGAGUUGCAGAGCGAUCAGGUAAGGAUGGGCUACAAGUAUACGAAUUUGAGUAUAAGCUAGAUAGUACUAGGGGAGGGAUGAAGAGAAUAUUUUCAGCUGUAUUUGUCGCCUCAAAAAAGCUCUACCUCCUAAAUAUUACACACACAGACAAACCAGAGAGUCCUCUAGAACCCCAUACCAGGCUGAUGUUGGAACAAGCUCUUCAUUCUUUUGAUGCAACAACUUGAACAUAAUAUUAGUGGGGUAUUCUUCCAUCCAAACAAAUUAAUCUGUUUGUGCCCCUCAAGGAUCCACUCGAGCAAUAAUGUCUUCAGCUGAUUCGUAGUGUUCAAACGAAAUUGAAGGUAAUACAAUUACUUUGAUUUUUUUUUUCAUGGGGUAUUGGAGUAGAGGACAACCAAUUGUGCUAUACAUAGUGCUACUAACCGAUUGAAUUACUGCAUAUUGAGAACCCUUAUCGUCAUCCAUAGCUAUUCUUUUCAGAAAUCAGUGAGGCCUUUUGUAGAACAACAAUUCGAGGGCAAUUGGUUAGUGGUAACCUCCCCAACUGAACUGGUACAAACAAUGUUAUUCAAGUUUUGAAUUUAAUGAA